AUGAAGAAUGCUAUUGCCAUUGUAUUCCCCGAAUCUCGUCAUAGAUAUUGUCUGUGGCAUAUCAUGCGGAAACUUCCAGAGAAGCUAGGAUUUCACGCCAAAUUCUCAGCGGGGUUGAAGACUGACAUUCAAGUUGCAGUAUAUGACUCACAGACUACAUCAGAAUUUGAGGCCUUAUUCGAGGAAAGGUCUUUUUGCAUUCCAGCUUAUUUGAAAACUGAAUUUUGGGCGGGUAUGAGUACGACUCAAAGGUCGGAAAGCAUGAAUGCAUUUUUUUAUGGGUAUGUCCAUUCUGGAACCACGUUGAAGGAAUUCGUCGACCAGUUUGAUAAUGCCCUUAGAAAGAAGGUUGAGGUAGAGACCACUACUGACUUCAAUUCUAUGAACCAAACAAUUCCCUGUGUUUCUCAUUUCAACAUUGAGAAACAGUUUCAAAAGUUAUACACGAAUGCAAAGUUCAAAGAGGUCCAAAAAGAGUUGUUGGGGCUAAUGUGUUGUAAUUGUUCGUUGGUAAGCACACAAGGGUGCAUUCUAAAAUACGAUGUAUUGGAUGAAAUAUCUGCUGAUGACCACAUCAAGACAGUAAAUUUUGAAGUUUACUUUAAUGAAGAAGAAGUGGAGGUAAAAUGCACAUGUGCACUAUUUGAGACCAGGGGGAUUCCUUGUAGGCAUGCACUUAGAGUUUUGCAGUUGAAAAAGAUUAAUGUGAUGCCAGAUGUAUAUGUAUUGGAUCGCUGGAGAAAAGACAUAAAGAGGAGAUACACAUUACUCAGAAGUAGUUACGAUGACCAGCGGGACAGAUCAGAUGCACGAAAUUAUGAGGUUGUGGUUAAACGAUGUAUGAAAUUAGCAACCAAAAUUUCCUCAGAUAAUGGAAAGGUCAGCGCUUUCCUGCGUGUUGUUGAUGACUUUGAGAAAAAGUGUGAAGGUUCAACACCAGAGUCGACAUUCGAACAAACGAAAGAAAAUCCAAAAGUGGUCGUAGAUACGGGUGUGAAGAUCUUAAGCCCUAAUGUCGUCCGAGGGAAAGGGAGACCCCCAAGCAAGAGGAAGGUUUCCCCCGUGGAAAAGAUAGCAAACAAGAGAAAAAAACCGACUCAAAGGAAAAUAUUGGUAGAUGAACCAGACCAGGGUGCUGGGGUUGGUGUUGGUACACAAGAGAGCAUUCUUACACAAUCAACUCCACAAGGGAAUUUGGAUGAGAUGUGUGACCGAGUUGAUGCACACAAUGGUACUUUCGAACCACACCAACAACUGGGUGUUUCGAAAACACUUUCAUCAGGUGCAGACGCUGAUGAUUGUGUAGAUGGCAUGACUGAUUCUGCAAUCACUGCACACAAGUUCAGAUUUGUCAUUAUGGAACAAGGUUGA
Carya illinoinensis is the source of this 1371-nucleotide messenger RNA. RefSeq names its product protein FAR1-RELATED SEQUENCE 1-like. The record is from RefSeq and is a predicted model, not a curated record. Bases 1 to 1371 code for a protein of 456 amino acids. Gene Ontology annotation, biological process: regulation of DNA-templated transcription. Gene Ontology annotation, molecular function: zinc ion binding. The transcript has 5 exons. Lineage: Eukaryota; Viridiplantae; Streptophyta; Magnoliopsida; Fagales; Juglandaceae.